UAACACCACACAUCUUUUUGGUUGCUACAUACAGAGCCCCACCAUCCCCCCUUUCUUCAUCCAACCAAAUUACCUUUUCCUUCUUCCGCAUUCCAUCAUCGUUCAUUCAUUCAUUCCCCAACUAUGAACAAACUCAAGAUUUCUCACCACUUCUUCCUACUCUUCUUCUUCUCAUAGGAAUUUCAUCAAACACUUUGUUUACACUCUUUAUCUUCUUCACCACACUCACUUCAAUUCAAUGGCCACCACUUCUCUCUUACUACCCCAACCUUCUCUCUUCCCGCCUUCUUCUUCUUCUUCAUCUUCCUCUUCUUCUUUCUUCGGUGGGACCCACCUUCGGUCCCACAAGAACUUUGUCUCUCUUUCUUGUUCAUCUUCUUCUUUUUCUUCUUCCAAAUUCGAUACAAGUAGAUUCUCUUCGGGUCGGUUUAGGACAGUGGUUAAUGCUUCUGGGGACUACUAUGCCACUCUUGGGGUCCCCAAGUCUGCUAGUAGCAAAGAAAUCAAGGCAGCUUAUCGAAAAUUAGCUCGCCAGUACCACCCUGAUGUCAAUAAGCAACCUGGAGCAACGGAAAAGUUUAAAGAGAUUAGUGCUGCAUAUGAGGUGCUAUCAGAUGAUAAAAAGAGGGCUUUGUAUGAUCAAUAUGGUGAAGCUGGAGUUAAGAGCACAGUGGGCGGACCAUCAAAUGCUUACACGACCAAUCCUUUUGAUUUAUUUGAAACAUUUUUUGGUCCAAGCAUGGGUGGAUUUAGUGGUAUGGACCCAGCUGGAUUCAGAACACGCCGUCGUAGUACCGUCACUAAGGGUGAAGAUAUACGUUAUGAUAUCAUCUUAGAAUUUUCUGAGGCUAUUUUUGGUUCGGAAAAAGAAUUUGAGCUUUCCCAUCUGGAAACAUGUGAAGUUUGUACUGGUACUGGAGCAAAGAUAGGCUCCAAGAAGAGGAUAUGCUCAACUUGUGGUGGGAGGGGUCAAGUAAUGAGAACUGAGCAAACACCUUUUGGCAUGUUUUCACAGGUUUCUGUAUGUCCAAAUUGUGGUGGGGAGGGUGAAGUUAUUUCUGAAUACUGUCGGAAAUGCUCGGGUGAAGGACGUAUACGUGUUAAGAAAAAUAUCAAAGUUAAAGUUCCUCCCGGAGUUAGUGUGGGCAGUAUCCUUAGAGUCGCUGGAGAGGGUGAUGCCGGACCAAGAGGCAGUGGUCCUCCUGGGGAUCUUUAUGUAUACCUUGAUGUUGAAGAGAUAUCAGGAAUUCAAAGAGAUGGCAUAAAUCUCUCCUCAACAGUAUCUAUCAGUUAUCUAGAUGCCAUAUUGGGGGCGGUUGUUAAGGUAAAGACAGUUGAGGGAGUUACUGAAUUACAAAUUCCACCAGGUACCCAACCUGGGGAUGUGCUUGUCCUGGCAAAGAAAGGUGCACCAAAACUGAAUAAACCGUCGAUCCGUGGUGACCACUUAUUUACAGUUAAAGUUACUAUACCAAAUCGUGUCAGUGCCAAGGAGCGUGAAUUGCUUGAAGAACUGGCUUUGAUGAAGACCACUACCAGCAGCCGUUCACGAACUCGUCCUAAAACUCAGUCACCACUUAAAAGUAGAGAAUAUCAGGAGGAAAAUGUUGCAGAAAAAAAGGAAGAAUCAGUAGACCAAAAUGAUGUAUGGAAUAAGUUAAAAGAGUUUGCUGGGUCUGUUGCAAAUGGAACUCUAAGAUGGCUGAAAGACAAUCUCUAGUCUUGAUACAUCUUAUUAGGUUUGGUCCAAACUCACUGACGCUUGUCUUGUGAACCAACCAAAUUGGGCUCAUUUUUCUACCUCCCAAAGAACCAUCCAGUUAUUUGCUCCAUAUCUUAUCAAAACAUAUCCGCAUUGUACAACAGAGAUAAAAUUUCACUCUAGUGGAUAUUCUUUUAUUGGUUUUACUUGUAAUUUUUUGUUAUUUGGAAAAUUAAUAAGAAUUGGAUCUGUAUCUUAUGAGUUGGUUAGGGUAGCAAAAUCUAGGAAAUGAAGUUCAAAAUUGAAAGUACAUGUUCAAAUUCAUUUGGAAUUCAGUGUCAAUCUAAGCAAGAUCCUCUUGCAUCAGUUAAGGUUA
This is a messenger RNA of Quercus robur (English oak), 2078 nucleotides long. RefSeq lists its product as uncharacterized. Gene Ontology annotation, biological process: response to heat; protein refolding. Gene Ontology annotation, molecular function: heat shock protein binding; ATP binding. Bases 239 to 1720 code for a protein of 493 amino acids. Lineage: Eukaryota; Viridiplantae; Streptophyta; Magnoliopsida; Fagales; Fagaceae. The transcript is spliced from 11 exons. The record is from RefSeq and is a predicted model, not a curated record. Gene Ontology annotation, cellular component: cytoplasm.